UUUCACCUAAUAAUAAAUCAUCUAAGGCAUUUCUCUCUUCCACUACGCUGCUUGCUUAGCUUUGAACAUCUUUCUGUCUCUGCUCUAUCACCCUUUACACCCAUGGCAAAGGUGAAGAUCGGAAUCAACGGAUUCGGUAGGAUCGGUAGAUUGGUGGCUAGAGUUGCUCUGCAGAGGGACGAUGUUGAACUCGUUGCUGUUAAUGAUCCUUUUAUCAGUACUGAUUACAUGACAUAUAUGUUUAGGUACGACAGUGUUCACGGUCAAUGGAAGCAUAACGAGCUCAAAGUAAAGGAUUCAAAGACCCUUCUCUUUGGCGAGAAGCCAGUUACCGUUUUCGGUAUUAGGAACCCAGAGGAGAUCCCAUGGGGUGAGACCGGAGCCGAAUACAUUGUUGAGUCAACUGGAGUGUUCACUGACAAAGACAAGGCUGCUGCCCACUUGAAGGGUGGCGCUAAGAAAGUAAUCAUCUCAGCCCCCAGCAAAGAUGCUCCUAUGUUUGUUGUGGGUGUUAAUGAGAAGGAAUACAAGCCAGAAUACGACAUUAUUUCCAAUGCUAGCUGCACCACCAACUGCCUUGCUCCCCUUGCUAAGGUCAUUCAUGACAAAUUCGGCAUUGUUGAGGGUCUUAUGACAACUGUUCAUUCCAUUACUGCCACACAAAAAACUGUGGAUGGUCCAUCAAUGAAGGACUGGAGAGGAGGAAGAGCUGCUUCAUUCAACAUCAUUCCUAGCAGUACUGGAGCUGCAAAGGCUGUUGGUAAGGUGCUGCCUGCCUUGAAUGGAAAAUUAACUGGAAUGGCUUUUCGUGUUCCCACUGUUAAUGUCUCAGUGGUUGACCUCACAGUAAGACUUGAGAAGGCAGCCUCCUACGAGGAAAUCAAAGCUGCUGUCAAGGAGGCAUCUGAGGGAGAACUGAAGGGAAUCUUGGGUUACACUGAAGAAGACUUGGUUUCCACCGACUUGGUUGGUGACAGCAGGUCAAGUAUCUUCGAUGCAAAAGCUGGAAUUGCUCUGAAUGAAAAGUUUGCCAAGCUUGUCUCGUGGUAUGACAAUGAGUGGGGCUACAGCUCCCGUAUUAUUGACCUGAUUGUUCACGUGUCAAAAACUAAGUAAGUUGCUUGGCAGUAUUGCUUCGGCUACUAUAUUCUCCGCAUGCUUCCCAUGUUGUUCCAUGUCUACUGUGGGGGCAAUGAGUUAAAAAUAAGCCUUGUUUUGAGACAAUGGCAAUAGCUUUUAUCACUUGGCAGUUGUUUUUAGUUAUCUAGUCUGAGUGAAGCUAUAUCUUGCAUGCAUGUAUGUUUUGUUCUCGAGGAAAUUUGAAUUCUUAAAACUGGCCUUAAUGCUUGCUACUAAUAUAUUUUGCUUCGCUGGAUUUGAAUAUGAAUAUAAAUAUAUGAUCUUUCUUCUUA
This is a messenger RNA of Theobroma cacao (cacao), 1412 nucleotides long. RefSeq names its product glyceraldehyde-3-phosphate dehydrogenase, cytosolic-like. The record is from RefSeq and is a predicted model, not a curated record. Gene Ontology annotation, molecular function: NADP binding; NAD binding; glyceraldehyde-3-phosphate dehydrogenase (NAD+) (phosphorylating) activity. Gene Ontology annotation, biological process: glycolytic process; glucose metabolic process. Lineage: Eukaryota; Viridiplantae; Streptophyta; Magnoliopsida; Malvales; Malvaceae. Gene Ontology annotation, cellular component: cytosol.